This is a messenger RNA of Populus nigra (black poplar), 3638 nucleotides long. RefSeq names its product beta-1,3-galactosyltransferase GALT1-like. Gene Ontology annotation, molecular function: carbohydrate binding; UDP-galactose:N-glycan beta-1,3-galactosyltransferase activity. Gene Ontology annotation, cellular component: Golgi membrane. NCBI's taxonomy places the organism in Eukaryota, Viridiplantae, Streptophyta, Magnoliopsida, Malpighiales, Salicaceae. Bases 1401 to 3299 code for a protein of 632 amino acids. The transcript is spliced from 8 exons. The record is from RefSeq and is a predicted model, not a curated record.
GACUCUUUGAGGAAAGCUGCCUGCUGUCUUGAUGUGUACUAAUCAGUGUUUCUGUUUUGAGAUUCGUGAUUUUAUUCUCUAGUUUUUUCCCCGGGAAACAAACGGGGAGAUUGUACCAGUGCGUGAGAUUUCUAGACUAUACAAGCAUCUUAGAAUUUUUUUUUUCUGGCUUUCUAUUUUUUUUUUUUUUUUGCCGUGUCAAUGGUGUCUUCUUGACUUGUUUUGGUCAAGCCUUUCAAUGGCAUUUUUGGUAAUUCUAAAAGGAAAGGCGCUUUGAUAUUUAUGAGCCAAGUUUGUAUAAUUAGUAAAGAAACAUAAUUAAUAGACCAUCUUGAAGCGAUUUGGCAAAUUCAAAUUUGGUUAAAAACUAUGAGAGUAUUAGUUUUAUAAUCAAGCAUUAAAUCUAAAGGGGUCCUUACGUCAUUAGGUUCCAUGGUUAGUAUUUAUUGUUAACUGUUGUAAUUGUAAUUACCCGGUUGUAUCUGUUCGCCGCUACCAGGUCUAGAAGUUAAAGAAUUUUCAUCACACAAUUCUAAAUGGAGGAUGCUUUUUCUUGUUUAUUUUUUUGGUCAUCAAGGGAUAUACUAUAAUAGAGCCACUACAAAAUACCUGCUCCCUCCUAUUGGACUAAUAGCAGUGGGCUAGGGAAGACAUUGACUUGACUUUGUUGACUCAUUCCUUAUUCUCGUGUUUUUGUACAAUAAAUAUGACGGGCUUCAUGAAAAAUGUUGUGGUAGUCACUUUUUCGGGAAAUUUAUCAAAGUUAAAGGAGAUGGUGAGUUUUGGAUAUUUUGAAGUCCAAAGAAAACUGCGGUUCUUGUUUUGAUUGUUGAUCUUGGAAAUGAUUCGAGUUGUGUGGUACUGAUUUACUUGUGAUCAGUUUGAUACUGCUUUCUGAAACUUUCCGAGGAAACUCAGCUCAAAAAAGCAAGCCCUGCAUCCAGUUUUAUUGUUAAACAGCAUUUUCCUGUGAGCUUGACAGUCUUGUGCGAAACAUUUAAUGAAGUUUUGUGGUGAAGUUGGCAUUGAUUCCUGAGCGAUCCAGCUGUUGUUUGUCAGGACUGAAGUAUACGUUUGCAAUGCUUUGUUGCCAUCUCUACCAGAUAGCUGACUGAGAAUAAGAGGAACUAGAACUUCUUUGAAAAUGAAAUGAUCCUUCUACAAUUGUAUCUCAGAUUCUGUUUUUUUUCUCACUGAAAAUCAGCUGUCAACUGUUUGUUCUGGAUAUAUCAAUCUUUUCCUCUUUCUUAGCACCUCAGCUUCUGGAGUUCCAUUGCAAAAUUUAGUUUUAAGAGAUUCAUUCACAUGAAGAUCGUCAAUUGUGGGAUAUAUGUUCCUUUAAGCUCAACCACAAGAGAAAUAGGCCUCAAGAUUUUUGGCGCCUCAGUCUGAAUAGCAGAAUGAAGAAGUGGUACGGUGGUGUUCUGGUUGCAUCCUUGUUCAUGUUACUGAUCCUUAGAUAUGGUCUCCUGAAAAAUCCAAUCGGAGGAAAUAUUCUGUUGAAUCCCUCCUCCAAUGCAAGCAAGCCUCUUGAAUGGGUGCAUCCUGCUCUUCCACCUGCAGUUCAAAAUCCAGAGACUUCUUCUCAAGUUUUUUCUACAGAUACUAUAGUCUCCAGUCUGUUUGCUCCGAGAAAUAUUUCCAAUGAAGAGCACAAGUCUCUGCAGACAUGGAAUCUACUGAAACACUUGAUUGAUCAUGCUCAGGUUUUCGCAAAUGGAGUAGAAGCUAUUAAGGAAGCUGGAAAUGCGUGGAGCAGCCUGAUGGCUUCAGCAGAAGAGGAAAGACUUAGUUAUACAAAUGAAAGUUCAAGUAGGAAAGUGAAAGAGAAACAAUGUCCUCACUUUCUUAACAAAAUGAAUGCCACAGAGCUUGAUAAUAGUGGUUAUAAAUUGUGGCUUCCUUGUGGCUUGACUCAGGGUUCGUCCAUCACAAUUAUCAGCAUUCCAGAUGGUCUUCUCGGUAAUUUUCGGAUCGACUUAACCGGGGAAGCACUUCCAGGGGAACCUGAUCCACCCAUCAUUUUACAUUACAAUGUUAGGCUUCAUGGUGAUAAGAUUACAGAGGAUCCUGUAAUUGUCCAAAACACCUGGAAUGCGGCUCAUGACUGGGGUGAAGAGGAGCGUUGUCCUUCUCCAUCUCCUGAAAAGAAUAAGAAAGUGGACGAGUUGGAUCAAUGUAAUAAGAUGGUGGGCAGAAACGAUACUCGGGUGACUAGCAUGCAUUCUGAUCAUUCAAGAAGGUCAUCACUUCAGGAAGGAACUAAAGCAAGAAGAUAUUUUCCAUUUAAGCAAGGUCAGCUAUCUGUCGCAACGCUUAGAGUGGGAAUGGAAGGAAUCCAGAUGACUGUUGAUGGAAAGCACAUAACAUCUUUUGCAUAUCGUGAAACUUUGGAGCCAUGGCUAGUCAGUGAAGUUAGGAUUUCUGGGGACCUAAAUCUAAUUUCAGUUGUGGCUAGUGGUCUACCUACAUCAGAGGAUUCAGAGCAUGCAGUUGAUCUAGAAGUACUCAAAUCAGUUCCUCUCUCUCCAAAAAAAACACUGGAUCUCUUUAUUGGUGUCUUUUCUACGGCAAACAAUUUUAAGCGGAGGAUGGCUGUUCGAAGAACAUGGAUGCAGUAUGCUGCAGUGCGAUCAGGGGCAGUUGCAGUGCGCUUUUUUGUUGGUCUGCAUAAAAAUCAAAUAGUGAAUGAGGAACUCUGGAAUGAAGCACGGACAUAUGGAGACAUACAGCUGAUGCCUUUUGUUGACUACUACAACCUCAUCACCUUUAAAACUUUAGCUAUCUGCAUAUUUGGGACAGAGGUUGCAUCAGCUAAGUAUGUCAUGAAGACAGAUGACGAUGCGUUUGUUCGUGUGGAUGAAGUGUUAGCUUCUUUAAAGAGGAUCAAAGUGAGUCAUGGGUUGCUCUAUGGAUUAAUCAAUUCAGACUCUCGGCCUCAUAGGAGUACUGAAAGCAAGUGGUAUAUUAGCCCUGAGGAAUGGUCUGAAGAGACCUAUCCCCCCUGGGCACAUGGUCCUGGUUACGUUGUGUCCCGUGACAUUGCCAAGGCAGUUUACAAGAGAUACAAAGAAGGCCGUUUAAAGAUGUUUAAGCUAGAGGAUGUAGCAAUGGGUAUCUGGAUUGCUGAAAUGAAAAAGGAGGGUUUAGAAGUCAAAUAUGAGAUGGAAGGGAGGGUCCAUAAUGAAGGGUGCAGGGAUGGCUAUGUUGUUGCCCACUACCAAGCUCCUAGGGAAAUGCUUUGCCUGUGGCAGAAACUUCAAGAAGGGAAUGUUGCUAGGUGCUGCGGUGAUCGAUAAGCUUCACUGAUCACCUUUUGUUAUUAGGGCUCCACAAAACCACAUGCAUUAAUACAAUAAUCUCCUUAACCAAUUUCUAAUUGAAAAUUUUGCUUUCCAGAUUGAGCAAAUAGAGUCUCUGCUUAGAACUAGAGGAGGGCAUUUGGCUCAAGGCCUUCCACAAAGGUAGGUAGUUGCCUUUGUAUAAUUAUUAUUAUUAUAUAUUGUACUUUAGAUUGUUACAUCAUGUCACGGACGAUGCACGUAGGAGAGAUUGGUGCCUUGUAUAGAAGAUUUCUGUCUUGUAACCAGUUUAUAGAAAUUCUUUUUGUCGCAAUAUAGUCAUUUUGCCCUUAGCAA